AUGGAUCCCAGGGGGCUUCUCUCCUGGGACGUUCUGCUGUUUCUCUCCCUGGCGUUUGAACGGAGCUGUGGAACAGGUUGCCCGACAAUCUUUGGGCGGUUGGGAAGCAGCGUGCUGUUGCCCUCAGUAUCUGAUGGGAUAAGUAAGAGUAUGAACAAGAGCAUCCACAUAUUAAUCACAAAGGCAGAAUCACCGGAAAACAGGUCCAGUAAGAAAAUCGUGUCUCUUAAGCUGCCAGAAGGAGGCUCUUCAUCCCACCUGGAAAAUGGCUAUAGUUUUUACCCGGAAAACUUGAGCCUGGAGAUCCUGGAAAGCGAAAAGGAGCAUGAGGGCUGGUACACUAUGACCCUGGAGGAAAAACAUUCAGUCCAGCGCUUUUGCCUGCAGCUGAAGCUCUAUGAGCAGGUCUCCACUCCAGAAAUUACGGUGCUGAACCAGACCCUGGAGAAUGGAAACUGCAGCGUAGUGCUGGCCUGCACCGUGGAGAAGGGGGACCACGUGGUUUACAGCUGGAGCACGGAGGCAGGCACCCACCCGCUGAGUGUAGACAAUGGCUCCCAUCCUCUGUACCUCACCCUCGGCCCUCAGCAUGCUGACGAUAAGUACACCUGCUCCGCGAGCAAUCCCAUCAGCAACCGUUCCCAGACGUUCACCCCAUGGUCCAGCUGCAGCUCCUCUUCCCCAGUACCAAGACAAUGGGGACUGCAUGUUGGGCUGCUCUUAGGAGGCAUCAUUGGUGUCAUCCUGAUUGGCCAAGUGGUAAUACUUCUGUUCAGAAGAAGAGGCCACACAGACCAUUACAAGCCAACAGUGGAAGCAAAAAACCUUACCAUCUAUGCCCAAGUCCAGAAAUCAGGAUCUCUUCAGAAGAAACCGGAUCCCCUGCCCGCCCAGGACCCCUGCACCACCAUCUACGUGGCAGCCGCAGAGCCUGCCCCAGAGCCUGCCCAGAAACCAAGCUCCAUCACGGUCUAUGCCAGCGUGACACUUCCAGAGAGCUGA
Pipistrellus nathusii (Nathusius's pipistrelle) is the source of this 1002-nucleotide messenger RNA. Lineage: Eukaryota; Metazoa; Chordata; Mammalia; Chiroptera; Vespertilionidae. The record is from the annotation of a GenBank genome assembly.